Lactuca sativa (garden lettuce) is the source of this 738-nucleotide messenger RNA. NCBI's taxonomy places the organism in Eukaryota, Viridiplantae, Streptophyta, Magnoliopsida, Asterales, Asteraceae. The record is from RefSeq and is a predicted model, not a curated record.
UGAAGUUUAUCAAGCCCCAAUCAAUUCUUCGUCUUUAGCUCUUCUGUGUUAGCUCGUAUCAACCAACAGGUGAGGUGAUCGUUGGGGAUUUGAGUUAACAUUCGAUUAUUUGAUCAUCCAACAGGUAUUUCGAUCCCACACACAUGUUUUCGGUUUUUUUCUUGGGUUCAAGAGGCACAAUCAUCCAUCGUUCCAAUGAGUUCUCUAUCUAGCCCUCGGCAAAUCAAUUGACUAGAUACUUACACUUGCAGGUGCAGCAGGGUGAAUGUGAUGAUGGUGGACGGCUUAGAAGCUCGUAUAGCGAUGGGUAUGUAUAUGGGUAUUCAUAAUCUGACUACUCUUCGCUCAGCUCCCUCUUUCAUGCGCACGAAGCUCCGAGCCAAACCUAGUGCUGCCCUUAUUGCUUCUUCUUCUCGGACAGAAGGUCGAACAGUUGGUGGGUUGCUGUUGCAACCAAAGCAUGACCUAAACGAAGUAAAUGGACAUGAUGAUACUGUUAAUAAUAUCAUCAUCAAGAAGAAGAAAAGGGUGUUCUUUUUGGAUGUAAACCCAAUCUGUUAUGAUGGUAGCACCCCGAGUUUACACUCUUUUGCUCACUGGAUUUUCCUUUUCUUCUCCGAAGUCAGCCUUACAGACCCUGUUAUUGUCAGAAGUAGAAGAAGUGCACUGGAAUCUUCAGUUGAUUGCUAAGCUGUUGUAGUAUUUUAUCCAUAUGUUUUAGUUGAUUUCAGCAAUAGU